Dichomitus squalens LYAD-421 SS1 is the source of this 949-nucleotide messenger RNA. RefSeq names its product Arginase/deacetylase. The annotation marks the transcript as partial. The record is from RefSeq and is a predicted model, not a curated record. The transcript is spliced from 8 exons. Lineage: Eukaryota; Fungi; Basidiomycota; Agaricomycetes; Polyporales; Polyporaceae.
AUGCGAGUCUACUGGCACAGCGAUUCCUUGUUGCAUGACCCGCCACAUGAAAUCUUAUCAGGACGGCUCGUGACAUAUCUCGAGAGCCCGGACCGUGUCAAGGCGAUUGAGGGUGCGCUGGAGCAGAGCGACGCCUUCGAGGUCAUUGCGGCCGAGAACGACUGGCCAGAGGACAUCAAAGAUUACAUUCUAGCGGUACACUCAAAGGAGUAUGUCGAGUAUCUAGAAAAUAUAUACAGCGAAUGGACUGCCAUCGGAGGCGAUAAGAGCGCAGUGUUUCCGGAGACAUUUCAGCAUCGUUCUAUGCAAUCAUUUGGGCCAAGAAAUACCAACAGCAUGUCUCCGUUAGCGAAACCAGGGGUCUACUGUUUCGACCUGAGCUGCCCUAUAACCUCCCAUACCUACCGAGCUGCUAUCGCGUCCGUCAGAAUCACCCUUUCGGCUGCGCGAUAUCUCGCUACCGCUAGGAACGGGUCCCCACAUUUCGGCGUUUUUGCACUAGCUCGGCCGCCAGGACAUCACACCCAAGAUGCGCUCUGUGGUGGGUACUGCUUCCUGAACAACGCUGCCAUUGCCGCGAAGUAUCUGCUCGAGCACCACGGAAGCAAAUGCAUUGCAAUUCUCGAUAUCGAUUACCAUCACGGGAAUGGAACCCAACAGAUAUUCUACCAUAAUCCUCAAGUCCUGUACGUUUCUCUCCACGCUGACGGAGAUUAUCCGUAUUUCACUGGGUCUAGUGAGGAGCGCGGCUCGGGUCCAGGAUUGGGCUACAACCACAACUUACCGCUACCGCGUCAACGGACGACGGACGACCUAUAUUGCGAUACUCUUCGGAAAGCAGCUGAUAUUAUCCAGGAUCACGCAGAAGUCGACUAUCUCGUCGUCAGUCUCGGAGUUGAUACCUACUCCGAGGACCCCAUCUGCGAUUUUCUGUUGACGCAGGCUUGCU